This is a messenger RNA of Dichomitus squalens LYAD-421 SS1, 2061 nucleotides long. Its product is annotated as glycoside hydrolase. Gene Ontology annotation, molecular function: beta-glucosidase activity. The coding region runs from base 1 to 2061 and encodes 686 amino acids. Gene Ontology annotation, biological process: glucan catabolic process. The transcript has 6 exons. The record is from RefSeq and is a predicted model, not a curated record. Gene Ontology annotation, cellular component: extracellular region; cell surface. NCBI's taxonomy places the organism in Eukaryota, Fungi, Basidiomycota, Agaricomycetes, Polyporales, Polyporaceae.
AUGCUCUUCGAUCACACGAAGCUCGAGGACUCCGAGGGACCAGCUGGGGAAGCCGCGCUUGCUUACAAGGAGUCACGCGAUGUCCAGGGGGCGCGUCCCACCUCGCGGCGGAGACGUCUCUACAUCUGGCUAGGUGUCGGUAUCGCCGCGAUCGUUAUCAUCGUCCUCGCCGUGGUUCUUCCGGUGGUCUUGACGAAAAGUCACUCCGGGCACUCCGGGAACAAGUCGGGUGGCAGCUCAGGUUCGAAUCCCGAGUCGCCUACCGGCGCCGUGACGGGUGGGGACGGCUCGACGGUGGUCAUGUCCGACGGCACGUCGUUCACGUACACGAACAAGUUCGGCGGCUUCUGGGUCGACGAUCCGAAGGACCCGUUCAACAACAGCGCGCGCGCGCAGUCGUUCACCAAGUCGCUCGCCGAGCCGUGGGACUACUCCACCGACCAAAUCCGGGGUGUGAACCUCGGCGGCUGGCUCGUUCUCGAGCCCUUUAUCGUGCCCUCCCUGUUCGAGAAGUACCAGAAUGUGACGCCGACCCCCGCGCUUCCUACCGGGCAGGCCGUCGACGAAUGGAGUUUGAGCGUUGCGAUGCUCAACGACACGACCGAGGGCGGUGGGAUCGGUCAGAUCGAGGACCACUAUAAGACGUUCAUUACUGAGCAAGAUUUUGCCGCGAUCGCAGGCGCCGGUCUCAACUGGGUCCGUCUCCCCGUGCCUUACUGGGCCAUCGAGACCUGGCCGGGCGAACCGUUCCUCGCCAACAAGGCAUGGGAUUACGUUCUCCUCGCGAUCCAGUGGGCGCGCAAGUACGGCCUGCGUAUGUACUUGGAGCUGCACACCGUACCUGGCUCGCAGAACGGCUACAACCAUUCUGGCCGCCUCGGUCCCAUCAACUUCCUGAACGGGUACAUGGGCAUCGCGAACGCUCAGCGGACCAUGGACUACGUCCGCUUCCUCACGGAGUUCUUCAGCCAGGAAGGAUACUCUGAUGUCGUACAGAUCUUUGGGCCGAUCAAUGAACCGCUUCUGGGAAUCAUCGGUCGCGACCAGUUGACGCGGUUCUACCUGCAGGCACAUGAUAUCAUCCGCAAUAUCACCGGCAUCGGCAAGGGUCCGUACAUUGCCAUACAUGACGGUUUCCAGUCGGAUGCCUCGUGGAAGGACUUCCUCCCUGGGUCGGACCGUAUCAUGCUCGAUACGCAUCCGUACGUCGCGUUCGGUGGCGAUUUCAAUCACCCCCUCGAUUACUGGCCCCAGGUCGGCUGCGUCGCUUACACGAACAACCAGUCCCAGUCCGACUUCGGCAUCACGAUUUCCGGGGAGUUCAGCGGUGCGAUCAAUAACUGUGGCAAAUGGGUCCUCAACGUCGGUCAGAACUCUACGCUCACCGACUGCCCCACGUGGGAUGACUGGCAAACCUGGACUGACGACAUGAAGACCGGCAUUAAGAACUUUGUCAUGUCUCAGAUGAAUUCUAUGGCCCUACCAGGCUACUUCUACUGGACGUGGAAGGUCGGCAACUCCUCCGUUACUGGCAAAGUCGAAGCGCCUUUCUGGUCUUACUCACUUGGCCUGCAAAAUGGCUGGAUCCCGGACGACCCUCGCUCGGCCCUCGGACUAUGCGUUGCCGAUGGGUUCCCUCAAAACGUCCCUUGGGACGGCCAGUACCAACCCUGGCAAACCGGAGGGUCGGGUGCAGGCACGAUCGCCGCCACCGCUCUCGCGUCAUUCUCCCAAUACCCCCCGCCUGCGAUAUCCAACGUCAACGGCGCGGACCCUGCUCAAUUACCCAUGUACACGCCCACGAACGCGCCCAUCACCCUCCCGCCCCCUACGUUCACCGGGGCCUCCGUUACGGCGGGCGACGGCUGGGCGGACCCGCAAGAUACCAGCUCGAAGAUGACCGAGAUCGCGGGUUGUGUAUAUCCCAACGUUUGGGGCCCCGCACCCGAUUCAACACAGGUGGUUUGCGGCGGCUCAACGGUCGCCGUGCCUGCAGGCACCGCUCCGGCUGCUGCUACGACCACGUCUGCUCCCGCUGCGGCUACUACGGCCCCUGCGUGA